Molecule: messenger RNA, 1834 nt
Organism: Lycium barbarum (goji berry)
Lineage: Eukaryota; Viridiplantae; Streptophyta; Magnoliopsida; Solanales; Solanaceae
Product: F-box/FBD/LRR-repeat protein At1g13570-like
Exons: 4
Coding region: 150-1484 (444 amino acids)
Molecular function (GO): protein binding
Source: RefSeq, a predicted model, not a curated record
UCACUGUAUAACCAAAAAUCUCAUCUUUAAUGCCAAUUCUGUUUAGCGGUUAACAACUUCUUCUCUUUUUCUCAUCCCAUAAUGCUGCAACACUUUUUGGCUUUGGUACAGAAACACUUUCUGCUCUGAAUUAUAAAUUUCUAACCGGCAUGACUCCAGAUCGUAAAAGAGUUGCUGCUGUUGAAGGGGAUACUGAAGAUAGACUCAGUGCUCUACCGAGAAACGUUAUACAUGAUAUCCUAAGGCUCUUGCCUGUUCACGACGCAGCAAGAACUAGUAUUUUGUCCAAAAAUUGGAGAUAUAUUUGGGCCAUACUUCCCAAUUUGGUGCUUGAUAAGCACUUUUGCAAUAAAUUAGCACUAAAAUCUCAAUCUGUCCUCAAAGAAACGGUAGAUGAGAUUCUCUUACAGCAUCUUGGAGACAUCGUGAAAUUUGUUCGUGAUAUUUCAGGAACACAUUUGACUUCGUAUGCAGAUAUUGAUAGAUGGAUGCGUUUUGUCACCAGAAAUAAUGUCAAAGAGCUAAUCCUUGGCAUGCCAGAUAAUAGUACUUAUAAACUCCCUUCGCAUGUAUUUAAUUGUCCAACACUCACAAGUUUGAAACUCUUCAAUUGUAUCGUCAAACCAACAAAUUCUUUUCUUGGCUUUCAGAAUCUUACAACCCUCCGUCUGGAAAAAAUAACUUUUGUCCCAACCAUGGAGUUUUGGGUUAUCAACGCCCCCCUUCUUGUCAAUUUGACCUUGAAGCACUGUAAUGGUACUCAAUAUCUCGACACUGUUGUUUCAUCUGGGUUGAAGUACUUGUCAGUUCGGGAGACUCACUUUAAUCUUGACCUAAAUCGCUUUAUGAACUACAAAAAUUUGACAAAUUUAUACCUUGUGGUUGAGAGCCCAAUAGCUACUGAUGAAAGAUCAACUUAUGAAAAGCUUAUUUCUAGUGUGCCUACGCUGCAGGUACUUACUUUGGGUUCAUUUGUCCUUGAGCUUUUGAGUACAGGUGUGGUUACAAAGGGGCUUCCUUUUACACUCAAUUGCUUGUGGCAUCUACGGUUAGGUGUAAACUUAGGCCAAAUGGGUCAGACUUCUUGUGCUCUAGAGUUAAUUAAGAGUUUCCACAAUUUGAGUAAACUUGAUAUUUGGGUAUGUGUUGCCUGUGACAACGCUGAAGCAGUUAUGAAAUAUCUGGACAGACCAACCUGCUUGGACCGACCACUCGACAAGCUCAAAGAUGUCGAUAUGUAUUUAUAUAAUGGUUCAAAAGUUGAACUGUUGUUCAUAAAGCUAUUGUUUGCUCGUACUCCAUCUUUGGUUAGGAUGGAUAUUAAGCAGAAAGAAGCCUUAGGGACUAGGGAAGAAAGGAAUAUCACCAAAGAGUUGAUGCGUUUCCCCAGAGCAUCUCCCAAGGCUGAGCUAUUCUAUUCGACAAAUGCGGAUCAGGAUUUUAAGUCGGUUGAUUUGCGAUUUGAUGCUAUUAAUGCUCAUUGAUUCCUUCUUUGUUCAUAAUGAGUUUUGUUAAAGAAGGGAAUGAAUUAGCAGAUUUAGAAUUAGUAAAACUUCUGGGAUUCCUUUAAUAGAUAUAUUUAGUAGAUGUUUAAUUUGAAAGUUCAGUCUCUCUGGAUGAUUAAAAAAAAAAAUGUUUCUUUUCAGUUCUUUAGUUAAUUUGGAAAAGAUCUCUGCAAUUGUUUGUGUACAUUAAUACAUGAAUAACCUUGCUUGGUAAUUUACCAUUUUGCUUAUACUGUAUGUAUUUGUUUAGAGGUUAGAAGAGCUUAGGCUUAGAAAUCUUCAUUUCCUGGGGGAAACUGUUAUUUUCAGUUACACUAUUCUUCAGUUGA